UUUUUUUUUUUGUAGCACAAAUUUGACGAUUUACUCGAUUUACUUCGCUAAACCAGAAUAUAAACCAAGUUUAGAUAUGGAUCUAUUAUCCGUCGAAUACGGUUCUAGUAGUGAAGAUGAAUUCACAAAGAACUCAACCAAACGAACCAAUCAUGAAAAUGCAGAUUCUCAAAUUGUAAAACGUUCAAAGAUAGAUUUGGCCCCUGACGUCAGUCUAGAGGAUCCAAAACUUUCGAAUUCAAUUUUAACAAGACCUACCGACACUCAAAUUUCCGUGAAUAUACCGUACGAUGAUAUGAUGAAACCCGUACUCGGACCAGCUAAUCCAUAUAGUACAAAAGUAAUGAAUAAGAAUGUUUUAACUGGUCAUGUUGAAGAACAAGCUUUUAGUGAAGCAGCAUUCAAAACACAACAACGUACUUUUACUUCUUUUGGGUACGCGCUAGAUCCUUCACUUAUAACACAAUCAGGAACAGGGUAUGUUGGCAACAUAGAGAAAGCUGUAGCAAUGAAUGGUGCUACUAUUUAUGAUCCGACACCUAAACCAGAUGAUAUGCCGCAGAGAUUACCUAAAGGUGAUUCUGCUGUAUUAGAAGGUGAAGAUAAGUACAUGGGUCCUUGGGCUGGUUAUGAAGGCGAAAAUAUCGGAAAUCCUGUUGGACCGCCAGAGGGCACGAUAAUUACAAGGACCGAAUCUGAGACCAAAUCUAAAAAGGAAAUUGAGACUGGUCAAGAAAGAACAAUAUUUCAUGGAAAAUCGGAAUACGAUUACCAAGGAAGAACUUAUAUGCAUGUACCGAUGGAUUUGGACGUUAAUUUACUGGGAGAGCCUGGAACGCAAGAAUGUUUUAUUCCAAAACGAUGUAUUCAUACAUGGUCUGGCCACAAUAAAGGUGUCAGUGCAAUUCGAUUUUUCCCCAAAUCGGCACAUUUAAUUCUGUCUUCAAGUAUGGAUGCGAAAGUAAAGAUUUGGGAUGUGUAUAAUGAUCGUAGAUGCUUAAGAACUUAUAUAGGACAUAACAAAGCAGUUCGAGAUAUUACAUUCACGAAUGAUGGAAGGCGUUUCUUGACUGCUAGUUAUGACAAGUAUAUCAAAUUGUGGGACACCGAGACUGGCCAGUGUAUUAAGUCAUUUACCACAGGAAAAAUACCCUAUGUUGUUAAAUUCAAUCCUGAUGAAGAUAAACAACACGUAUUUUUAGCGGGUUGCUCGGAUAAAAAGAUUGUGCAAUUUGAUAUUAAUACUGGUGAGGUAACACAAGAAUACGAUCAACAUUUAGGUGCUGUGAAUACUAUCACUUUUGUCGAUGAAAACAGACGUUUUGUUACAACCUCAGAUGACAAGACGUUGAGAGCAUGGGAGUUUGACAUCCCUGUGGUGAUUAAAUAUAUUGCAGAACCUCAUAUGCAUAGUAUGCCUGCUGUGACUUUGCACCCUAACAAAAAAUGGUUAGCUUGUCAAUCGUUGGAUAACCAAAUUGUAAUAUAUGGUGCCAAGGAUAGGUUCCGUAUACAUCGCAAGAAACGAUUUACUGGCCAUCUAAUAGCUGGUUAUGCUUGUCAAGUCAAUUUUUCACCUGAUGGAAGAUUUAUUAUGUCGGGUGAUUCAGAAGGAAGUAUGUGGUUUUGGGAUUGGAAGUCAUGUAAAAUGCUCAAAAAAUUCAAGGCGCAUGAUAAUGUUGUGAUUGGAUGUGAAUGGCAUCCUCACGAAACUUCAAAGGUAGCUACUUGUAGUUGGGAUGGAUUGAUUAAGCUCUGGGAUUAAGAAAAUAUAUGUGAUUUAUAUACUUUAUCAUGUAUAUAAUUGUAAUGGCUGAUGUUACAGUUACAAUCGGAUUAUUUUUCUAAUGUCGUCAAUAAAGAAAGAUAUUAGGAUGUUUGUUUCACUCUUUGAGGCUGUCUUCAAAAUGUUAUUCCAGUAAGAACAACUUGAGCUCUUAUAUAUCAGAUUAUCAUCUUAAAACGGACAAAUUCAUUCACAUAAUUAUAUGAAUGAUAAAGAUAACCUAAACCAUAAUGAAAUUGUAUGAUAACAUUAAUAUCAACAACCAUUAUUCUGUAAAUCAUUUACUGUAAUAGUUAUAAUAUAAUAUAAACAAUUAUUUUUUCUUUCAUUAAUAAAAUAAAAUUUCACUAGA
This is a messenger RNA of Rhizophagus irregularis DAOM 181602=DAOM 197198, 2138 nucleotides long. RefSeq lists its product as uncharacterized. NCBI's taxonomy places the organism in Eukaryota, Fungi, Glomeromycota, Glomeromycetes, Glomerales, Glomeraceae. Gene Ontology annotation, molecular function: protein binding; mRNA binding. The record is from RefSeq and is a predicted model, not a curated record. Gene Ontology annotation, biological process: mRNA splicing, via spliceosome. Gene Ontology annotation, cellular component: catalytic step 2 spliceosome.